CCCUUGCUUAAACCGCGUCUGCAUCUCGCGCGCUCACCUGCAUUGGUAGGCUCCGUGUGAUGAAACGCACCUUCCUAACAGGCAUCUCGAGCCGUGCUCCUCGUGCGACCUAAACGCCAGGUGAUAUGGAUUAACUGACUUCUCACUGUCUGAGGAAGGUGCAGCUUUUUUGCGGCGCUUUUCGAAGUUGUUCCACAUCCAGGACGGUCGCGGCGGCUCGCCCUGCGCUCAGGAGGGGAUUAGAGAGGAGAUUCCCGCUACACGGAGAUGAAGACACUGGGUCCUCCUCAGCAGAACGAUGGAUGGAGAGAAAGCAGAGCGGGACUGUAACUGGCGCCUUCAUGGAGCCCUGAUACACAGGGCAGAGAGCAGGUAAAUGGAGGCGCAGGACAGGAGCCGCUCCCCUUCCCGUAGAACCAGCCGGGUGGAGCAGGUGGUGGGACGAUGGCUGAGACGCUCCCGAGACCUAGGCAGCAGGUCUCACUCUCUGAGCAGAGAACGGAUUGCAGUGGAUGGGAAGUCAGCAGAGAGCAGUGGCUCUGAUCAGAGGAAUUACCCAUUCCGCUUCACCGUUCAGAUCCAACGGGACCCCAAUCUCAACUCUCAUGGCCUCACUCUGUCCACGCAGACCCCCAUCCUGGUGCAGGACGUCACCCCAGGUGGUCCUGCAGAUGGUCGGCUCGUCCCUGGCGACCAGCUUGUGAAGAUCAAUAACAUCGCUGUCGAUGACCUGACCCCGGAGCAAGCUGCUGAGAUAAUCAGGGAGUGUCAAGAUAUGUUGACAAUGACUGUCCUCAGAACAAUGCUGGGCCCAAAGUCAUCAUUCAUCACACCCGAGAAGAGGGCUAAACUCAGGUCCAACCCUGUGAAAGUUCACUUUGCUGAGGAGGUGGAAGUCAAUGGACACUCUCAGGGCAACUCGCUGCUCUUCCUGCCUAAUGUUCUGAAGGUGUAUCUGGAGAACGGGCAGACUAAGGCCUUUAAAUUUGACUCCAGCACCACAGUCAAGGACAUUGUGAUGACACUGAAGGAAAAGCUUUCUCUGAGCCGUAUUGAACACUUCUCCCUGGUGCUGGAGAAGCAGCACAGCAUUUCCGUACUACUGCUGCUACAUGAGGAGGAGCGGAUACAGCAGGUGGUCCAGAAGAGAGAGGCCCAUGUCUACAGAUGUCUGUUCCGUGUUUGUUUCAUGCCCAAACCCCUCCAGACGCUGCUCCAGCAGGAUCCCAAUGCCUUUGAGUACCUCUACCUGCAGGGGGUGAAUGAUGUGCUGCAGGAGCGCUUUGCAAUCGAAAUGAGGUGUAACACCGCCCUGCGACUUGCUGCACUGCACAUCCAGGAGAGAUUGGUGAGCUGUGGACAGUCACCAAAGACCAACUUGAAGAUGAUCACGAAGACGUGGGGCAUAGAGAACUUUGUGUCAUCCACCUUGUUGAGGAACAUGCGAGAGAAAGAUCUGAGGAAGGCCAUCACUUACCACAUGAAGAAGAGCCAAUCCCAGAACGAUCCAAAGCAGAAGGGUUUGUCAGUUGAUCAGACACGGUUAAACUACCUGGAGGAGCUGAGUGAACUCAAGUCAUUUGGAGGGAAAUCCUUCAGUGCCACCAUGAUGCUUCAGGACAGGGAGUCAAUGGUGACCCUGUUGGUGGGGGCGCGGUACGGGGUGAGUCAGGUGGUCAACCACAAACUGGGCAUCCUGUCCCCCCUCACAGAGUUCACCAGCAUCACGCGCAUCGAGCUGCUGCCUGAAUCCGACAAGGUCAGCCUGGUGAAAAUCUACCUGCAGGACAUCAAGCCCAUCACGUUGCUAUUGGAGUCAGCCGCUGCCAAAGAUAUGUCCUGCCUAAUAGCAGGGUACUGUCGAGUGUUUGUUGACCCCAGCCUCAACGUCUUUCCCUGGAUACACGAUUCCAAGAAGCACAGAGUGUCGGCUGAGGAGGGUUACGUGUCACGGCGUGGCAGCGACUCAGACACCUCCUCCGACUUGGAAGCGCUGGUCACCCAGGUGUCUCAUGACGAGAGGCCAUGUCCUCGCGUCAGGUCCUCGUCAGACCCAGAUGGAAGAAAAAAAAAAGACAGGAAUCGAAGGAGAAGCAAAGAUGGCAGAGAAAAGGGAGAUAAACCGUGGGAAGAUAAAAAGCAGAAGGAAGAAAAGGAUGCCGACAACGCAAAGGAGAAGUCUCCCCUAGAUAAAAACAGAGAGAAUAAGAAAGAAGAUCCAGAGCACGAGGAGGAGACGGAGAGAGCGCAUGAUUGUCAACCAACACAGGCUCAAGUAACGGACAACAAUCCUGGGGAACAGAGGGAAAACCUGGGACGAGAAGGUGAAAAAGAGGUGCGCGCAGCAGAGGAGCAGCCAUCUGUGUCACUGUCAGAAGCAUCAGAUUCUUGGAAUACUGACUCUCGUGUCGUCACCAGCCCCUCCAGCGACUCCCUCGAUGCUUUGGAGGAAGAUGACUUGAUUUCAUGUUCUUCUUCCUCCUUCCACCCCAAGGCUCCCUCACACACUCAUGCCCACGGCCACCCUCCCCUACAGAUUCAUCCACACUACUCUCACAGGCACGUUCAGUCCCAGUUCCUCGCCCCUCCACCAGCCCACACCCAUCCCCUCAUACACCUCACAACUCACGACAGCGGUAGCGGCGGCUGCAGGAGGUCAGGCGAUGGCGCCGACCCCCAACUCUUCGUACCUGACCCCUCCUCUCCAAGCCUUCGCCAUGUCCAAAAGGGCUCAGGAAACCCCUGCUCCGAUGACAGCUCCCUGUGUUUCGCUGAGCUCUCCCGCCUCGUGGACUUCCUGCCGAGCCCUCCAGAGGCCAGCGAGGAUGAUGAAGAAGAGGAGUUGAGGAGGCGGAGGUGGAGGAGGAGGAAGAUGUUGAAAGAGACGGGCGAGUCGCUGAGCAGAGCAGAUGAAAGAGGAAGCUCAAGCAGAUGUUCUCAAAGUCUUGGAGAACAUCUGCUAUCCCCUUCUCCGUCCUCCUCCUCCCACUUGGAGUUUGUGUUUAACUUCGACCAAAGCGACGCUCGCUGCUACUACAAACUCUGCUCCAACAUCACCCCCGACAGUGCUCGCAGCCUUCCCCACACCCUGCAUCGUAAUGAGGAAGAAGAUGGGGAGAAGGUGGAGGAGGAUAGUGGUAAGGCGGUUGACUUGGAGUCUAUUCCCAUCCUUCAGCCACCGCCCGGCUUCGGAGACAGCAGCUCUGAUGAAGAGUUCUUUGACGCCAGAGAUCGUUUCACCUCACCUGAAGACCCAAGCUCAGGGGCCAUGCCAAGAGAUAUUCGCACAGAGAUGAAACUGGACUUCCUCAGCACACUCAGCCUCAGUGACAUCAGAGUCUCGGUGACAGACACAGACAGAGAUGGAAUAGUGGAAGAAGACAGAAAAGAAGGAGACGAGGAAGGAGGAGGCAGAGAAACAUUGUUUCAGCUCAGGAAAAGAUCCCGUAAGCGCCGUUCCUUCGUAGAAACGGAUUACACUUCUAGGGUGUCAUAUCCAGAGCCAGAUCCAGACAAGCAGGACCUGGUCUUGAGCAGGCGUCACAAGAACCUUUUAGCAGAAGCCAAUGAUUCACAAAUACUGAGUUUAGAUCCUGAACAUUCUAAGCAAACCCAGAAUCCCAGUCCUACUGUCUCCUCUUUGACUCACUCUGAAGGGGAGCCGGCUCAGCUCGAGUCAAAGCCAAUCCUGUCCAAACCCUGCUUGCAUGGACCUGGCUCUCCCCGUGGUUUGGGGUCUCAAGAGCAGACUAGAAACCCACCAGCCCCCUCCAGGACCAGGAAACAAGAAAUGGAGAUGGAACCCGAUGCAAUGGAAUCCAAAUCUGUCACAGAUGUGGUGAAGGCAGCGUCUCCUACCAUCACUGUUGUCCGCUGCCGGGUGGAUCCAGAUGGGAAGGAGAGUGCUGACCGGAGGGGUGACGGAAAGGAGGAAGGGGGGGAACAGAGGGAGAUGAGUGAGGCAAAAGAGGAGAGAGAGGAGGAGGAGACACCCAGUGUGUCAGGGAAUGGGCCAUUCACUAAUCAUAUGUUUUUACCAGAAAGCAGUGCGGAGAAAGGUAAAGGGGGGAAAGAGAAGAAAGAAGUUGUGAGCGAGUACUCACCCAGUUCAGGCAGACCCCUCAUAGGUGCAGAGAGGCAGCCGGAGGCCCACACACCGCCUACAUGUUUGAUAGAUGUGACUAAAAAGAGUAGUAAUGGCCUUUUGGGAGUGCAUCUGAUUGCCCUAGAGCAAAACUCAUACGUAGAGGAACUUAAGCUUGAAGGUGUGUGUGAAAGGUCAAACCCUCCAUCAUACUCACCACCCCCACCUCCACCCUCAUCCCCUCUACCUCCAAUACCAGUUCUUCAAAAAUCCCAAAGUGACUGUUUUUUGACGGAAGAAGGGUGCAGCGAAAACACGGGAACCUCAACCAAAAUGUCUCAUUCUGAGGAGAGGCCCAUUGGAAAGCAAAGUCACACUAAAAAAGCACAAUUAUAUUUAGAUAUCACCACCAGUGUUAAUGAGGACGCCAUUUGUGUUUCUAGCUCUGCUAUGACUACUAGUGAUGAAGUUACUGACAGCAGCAAUUCUGACAAUGUUUUUGAUGACGAUGAGGUGACUAAUUCCUUAAAUUCUAGUUCAAAUUACAAGAAAGAUGACUGCGCUAUAGCUACAAAGCAUAGCAUCAGUGCAAAUUCGGCUAUACCAAGUAAAGGCGAGUCUCAAAUAACUAUUAAGUCUCUUACCGACACUGAGGCUCAUACAAGGAUUCAUUUGGUAAAUUCUGAUUACACUCGAGCUAUAAACUCUAUCACUGCAAAGCUUGGAGCUGCAACUAAAGCCACAUCUCCUACAUUUGAUUCAGGUACCAGAUUGCAAAGUAAGGUUACACGUGAUAGUGCUUCAUGUUUGAAAGAAAAUGUAGACAAACCCCGAAGUGAUGAAGCCAAAGCUAGUUUAGCUAGUUCUAGCUUAGUGGAAGCUAAAACACCCACAGUCCACAAUCUCUGCAAAGCGCCUCCGUCUCCCACUCGCUUCCUCUUCCAGACAUGUUCCCCUAGCUUUAUGGGUAGCUUAUCUGCCUCCACACUCAGAGGGAAGAUUCAAAAUUUGCCACUAUAUUUAUCGCGCUCCCAGGAAACCCUCAACCAAAUUGUGGAGGGGAAUGUACCUCAGAGUCCUCCUGAGGACAAAAGUAGGGAUGACAGAGAGAUCAUCAUUAAAGUUACAGACGUUGAUAACGUCACACAAACAAUAGACUUUGAAAUGUACCCAACUGCAGAAUCAGUGGAGUCAGACGAUUCAGAUACAACGGUCAUAGGAUCCGAGAGGGACGGGGAGAGUUUGGUUGAAAAGAACUUAGCAAAGAGUUUUCAUUCUGUGUUAGAGGUGGAGGAAGCAAGCUCUCUAUUGCCUGUCCAAACUGAGCCCAAACCCCAACACCAAAAUCAACUUCUGUACACUGGGCCUGUCAAGAACACACCAGGACCAAUAACGGAGCCUCCGGCCUCCAUAGUGAACAGCCUUCAAAGAGACACUUCAGGCCUAAAGAUGGACACUCCUGGCCCUGUAAAAGAUGCUCCAGAAUCAAAGAUGAUGGUCAGAAGUCCAGGUGAAGACAUUCCAGGUUAUAAAAUGAACAAUCCGUCACGUUCUGUCCCCCCUCCGAUAGUGGUGACCACGCAGAAUCUUAAUGGACCAGGACUCCCUUUUCAUAGUCAGUCACAACAAGUGAGUCGGACCAGUAGCGACAGACCUUUGAUGGGUCUUUGUAGCCCUACAGGGCAGACUUCAAACUCAUCAAAAACACUUUCCUCAGACUGCAGGGUGUUUACCAUCUGUGAGGAUCCAUCCCAGACAAAGGGCCCAGCCGAGGUGGGGACUACCCCACCCUUAAAGUCUGAGUUUGGCUGCACUUCUGUGCUAGCGUCUGGAUGUGAGUCAGUUGUGGAAGGGGUGCAGGUGCCGCUGGAUGCUUGUGGUUGCCCACCGGUCUACACCAACUGCUUCAGCAGCGGGGACAGCUUUGACGAGGAGCUGACGGUCUACGAGUUCUCCUGCCGCACACAAAGCAGCGGUGUGACUCCUACUUCUGGAGCAGGUCUUCCUCUUGUGACCUCUCCACCCAGUCCCUCCUUUCUCUCCACCGACUCCCCCUCUUUCACCCGCUCCAUCCUUUUCUCCUCUUCUACCUCUGAGCUCAGCCCUCUUCUCUCGCCAUUAUCUGACACCUCGGAUCGUUUCCUGUCUCAAACGCACAAGGACACCAUCAGUCGGCUGGGCCAGCAGCACUUCCCAGAACCUCCAACCGGUUUCCAAGUACUCCGCGUAGACGUGGACCAGCUCCUUUCCAUUCUGGAAAGUAGUGGCGCUGACCGAUCCUUGACAGGCCAUGGAGGUCGCCACCCAAGGGACACCUGCCCUGCCCACUUUACUGAGAACAAGAGGGUGCUCCAGAUAGAGGCACGGCGGCUGAUGUCAGGCUGCCAGAAGGUGGUGGGGAUUGAACAGAGCCCAGAGGCAAUGCUUCACUCCUUGGCUGACAGUUUCCGGACCCUGGUGGAGUUGGCAGGUAUAUGCCUCUGGUUCUCCGGUUGCGAACGGUGUGAUCGGAGAAACGCAGAGGCCGUUGCGGGCCUGGCAGACGUGGCUCGCUCAUUCAGGGACUUCUGUCUGGCAGCAGAGCGAGCCAACAGCAAGCGCAGCUGCCAGGACCUGAGCACCAAGCUGCUAGCCAAACAGUGCACCGCGCUCACCGCCUCCGUCUUCUGCCUCACUCAGCUAUUCCGCACCCUCACUGCACUAUGAGUGCACCACCAUUUUCAAAGUGUUUUGAAAUAACAUUCAAGCAACCUGUGAUGUGUAACCUUAAAUACAUGAGGUCUCCAAUGAGUCCACAGCUGCUGCAGGGGUGGGCAGAGUGCGACAGUCAUGUUUAGUAUGGGCAGUGUGAGGUGAAGUUACCUCAGAAACACAGUGGUAUCAUUGAGCUCUAUAACAAUUCAAAUGAUCUCAAAGCCUCUCAACAUCCGAUAGCCAGUUUGAGAUGGUUGAGGUGCAAGUACUGUUUGUACUGUAGCCCAUAAACCAAACCAUCAGCCCACAGCCAGACUGUAGAGUGGUGCAAGCAGAAAAAACAAAACCUGCUUGUAUUCCAGUAUUGAGGAACUGAUGUUCUUGAAUGUAUUUUAUGUAAUCUAUUGUGUUUAUUUAUUCUUUUAUUUAAUUAAUGGGUGACUACAGUGAGCAAACAAGGAAUGUAAAGGCAAGGAAGGAAGAUAUUUGGAAAUGUUUACAGGCAUAUCUUUAGAUAGAGGAGUAGUGGGCCUUUUACACACAUACACAAGCACACAAACUCUAAUACACAGUGAAUCAGUGUUUGAUUCCGUUCAUACACAGGCCUUUUGUAUGACUGUCCAUGUUAAGAUAAGAAACGCUGCAGUUUACAUUCUCCAGGCUGUCGGUGAGGGCUUCUUUGACUGUUACUGUUUACAAAACCAAAAACUAGAGUGAGAAAUGAUUUUAUCCAAUACCACAAAUGAAAUCCCACAAAUCAAGCCUGAAGCUGUGUUUGCCAUUUUAUAAAUCUAGUAGCGGAAUGCUGAUGUAUGCGUAUUAUGUGACUUUAUGAAACGACAGUUUGGAUGAGAUACAGUCCUUCUUACAUUCAAUGUGCUGUCAUUUUGUACAGACAUUUAGUAUAAUUUAUGGAAAUGUAUUACAUUUUGCCAGCUUUUCUUUCAUUUAUUUGUCAGCACUCUCUUUCUUCCCCUGCAGUUGAAACACUGAACCCUCCAGUGCAUGGUGAUGUGGCUGUCAACCUUCCAACCUUUUUUUUUUUCUCCAUACAUUUAUUUAUUUUUCUAUUUAGUGCUUACAUGUCCACUGAGAACAAGACACCAUUCUAUAGGAGACUUGGUGACACUUUCCAACAGAUAUUUAUGGUACAUAAUUUUAUGAGAAUUUGAAGUAUUUUAAGUUUCAAGCAAUCUGCAAGCUUUUCAAGAUCAUGAAAAAAAACCUGCACAACUCUGAACUUUGUAGACAGUCAGGAAGCUCUUAGACUACAAUGUCCCUUACACUAAGUGCAUUAUUAUGACAGAUUUCCCAAUAUGACCACAUCUAGUGGUAAGACAGUGACUACAUAUGGGCACAGAUAGCCCAAGCAUUUCAGGAUUGCAGUAUGUGCGUACAACACUGGUUAUUUCCAUGUGCAAUUUCAGCUUUUGACAACCACAUUGAGUGGGAGGGUCUCAGAGAAGAUCUGUCAAACCGAACCAAUCAUUGGUUGACAGCCUGUCAUUUGAGUUCCUUGAACUUAACACAUUUGUCACAAAAUCAUGUUCAACACCGAUUUACGUAAAGCUUAAUACUGUGGAAAAGCUGUCGUAUUAUAGCAUUUUCACUUGGAAUGUUUCUUAAAAUUAAAGGGAUUGACGCACACUGGAACUGCAUGUUCACUGGAGAAAUUGAAGUUAUCAGAAAAAAAUACCACCACUGCAGUGCUGGAAACACAAUUUCAAACAGUGUUUCUAUAUAUAAAUAUAUAUUUAUAAUGGCAUUUGAAACACUUUAUUUGUUUACUUGUUCUGUUCCUGUGGUUUCAACAGAAUAUAUUUCCCUGUAUUUUAUUCCCUGUUUGCAACAAUGAAGAAUUGACUUACAUUUACUAUAACCAAGAGAAAAUUGCCCUAAACAAAUGAUGGAAAACGUUUUUUUAAUCAUCUGUGCUCACGAAGCAUGCUGAAAGAAGCCAUAAUAUGCAUUGUUGUUUCAUCAGGGAUUUUAUCUGUGAAUGACUGAAUGUCUGCUCUUGCUUUGUAAUGCUCAUCUCCCACCAUUAAAAACAAUGUCAAGAU
This is a messenger RNA of Etheostoma spectabile (orangethroat darter), 8841 nucleotides long. RefSeq names its product FERM and PDZ domain containing 1a (gene frmpd1a). Gene Ontology annotation, biological process: signal transduction. Bases 377 to 6790 code for a protein of 2137 amino acids. The record is from RefSeq and is a predicted model, not a curated record. The transcript is spliced from 16 exons. Gene Ontology annotation, molecular function: protein binding. Gene Ontology annotation, cellular component: cytoskeleton. Lineage: Eukaryota; Metazoa; Chordata; Actinopteri; Perciformes; Percidae.